Centruroides sculpturatus (bark scorpion) is the source of this 3477-nucleotide messenger RNA. RefSeq names its product patched domain-containing protein 3-like. The record is from RefSeq and is a predicted model, not a curated record. The transcript has 8 exons. Lineage: Eukaryota; Metazoa; Arthropoda; Arachnida; Scorpiones; Buthidae. Gene Ontology annotation, cellular component: membrane. The coding region runs from base 532 to 3150 and encodes 872 amino acids.
GUGCCUUAUUUCCUGGUGUCAGGUUUAACCGCAAGGAAGUUUAGCCUUGUGUAUAUAAUCACACGACAAUACGCCAUUCACGUGAAAGGAGUUAUGCCGUUUUGAUGUGAAACGAUAAGAAUUAUCGCUAUUAUUCAGCAAACACCUAGAAUUUUGAUCUGUAAUCAAGGAUUUGUCAUCGAUAUUUUACCAAAUGUCGUAAUUUUAUUUUAUAUUUUGUAAAUGUGGUAGCAUCAAUUUCAUAAUUAUUUAUAUUACAACAAGCUGAUGCGGGACUUAGAGUCCGAAAUGCAUUCUUUUUGGAAAAAUAAAGUAAUUUUCUAAGGCUGGUCUUGUGUCCAGUGACGGUGUAAUGAGUCUAGCAAUAAAGAAAGACCAACAUGGUGCUCACAAGUAUAUAAUUUUACAAGACUAGACAAGAAGAAAUCUUGACGAAUUUAUUGUUUCAUCUGCAGUGGUAGUUUCAAGGACAAUGUUAGGAAUAAAAUACCGUAUUCGUCGCAGAAAGAAAUUCAAUGUUGCUUUUGGAAGAUGUCAAAAAAUCAUCUGCAGAAUUUUUUGAUCAGCAAAUACCAAUCACUUGGACGAAUUAUAGGAAAAUAUCCAUUAUAUUUCCUUCUUCUUCCAUUAUUAUUUUCAAUUGUUAUGGCUUCAUUUAUUUAUAAAAUGGAAUUUUCGAGAGACCCAUUUUACUUAUUUAGUCCUAUAAAUGGUCAAUGGUCAAAAGAUAAAGAUGCUAUUAUUCGAUUGUUUCCAAUGGAUGCUGAUGGUUAUGAUCCAAGCAGGGCAAUUGAUGACGAUAACUUUAUUUUAUUUCAAAUAAUAGCGAAAGAUGGACUUAGUAUAUUACGAGAGAAUGUAUUUGAAGAAAUUGUCCAAUUUAACAAGAUUAUAACAAAUUGGAAUGUAAAUUACGAAGGUAAAAAUUGGACUUACAAUCAAUUGUGUUCCAAGUAUAAUAAGCAAUGCCCACCAAACUACGGAUUACUCUUAGAUAAAAAAAUUAAAAAAUUUCGCGAGGGAAAAUUUAAAGUGGUUUAUCCUAUUGAAAUUGACUUGAAAAAAUUUAAAGUGAUUCCUUGGUUUUAUAAUUUGGGAGGAGUUACGACAGACGAAAGUGGACAUGCACUAGAUGCUUUGGCUUUUAGAUUGGUAUAUACAUUAAGUAUAAAAGAUGAAAAACAAGUAAUUUGUAAGGAAUGGGAAACAACUUUACAGCAACAUCUCAAAGGCAUUGCAUUUCAAGAGAUAAUUAUAGAACCUGUUGGAUUAUCCACCUUCAAAACAGAAAUGAAAAUAUUUAUAUCAUCAUCUUUACCACUAGUUAUAUAUUCUUUGCUAUGCACUGUAUUAUUUGCUGUUGUUUCUUGCAUGACCAAUGAUUGGGUAAGAAGCAAACCUUGGCUAGGAGUGUCAAGUUGUAUAUCUGCUCUUUUGUCCGUAGCUAGUACAUUUGGAUUUUUAACAAUAUUAAAAGUUGAAUCUGCCGAUAUUACUAUCGUCCUUCCAUUUUUAAUAUUAGGAAUGGGUAUCGAUGAUUCUUUUGUGUUAAUAUCGGCUUGGAGGAGAUCAAAUGUAAAAAAGAGUGUAGAAGAAAGAAUGGGUGAAAGUUAUUCCGAAGCAGCUGUUUCCAUUACAAUAACUUCAUUAACUAGUUGCCUUUCUUUUUGCAUUGGUAUUAUUACAAACUUACCGAUUGUCAGAAUAUUUUGCAUUUUUGCAUCCGUAGCAAUAUUCUUUACAUAUAUAUAUCAAAUCACGUUUUUUGGCGCUUGUAUGGCCUUAAGUGGAUAUAGAGAAGAAAAAAGAAUUCAUUCUUUACUUUGUUGCAAACGAUUACAAAAUGAAAAAGAAAGUUCUGAUUCGCAUACAGAAAAAGAUUCGAUUUUGAAAUUCUUUGAAGAUAAAAUUGGAGAAUUAUUAAUGAAGACCUGGAUAAAAACACUUAUCGUAAUCUCUUAUUUUUUGGUGUUACUUUUAUCAAUUUGGGCACUGAGUCAAUUAAAAGAGGGAGUUUCGGUUAAAAGAGUUGUUCCAAAAAAUUCAAACUUAAAUAAAUUCUUCGACAUACAUUAUAAAUAUUUUCCGAAAUAUUCUCUCCGGAUACAUGUGGUCAUAAACGCUCCUCUUAAUUAUGCUGAUCCAAAUGUUCAGAAAGAUUUACAAGAACUUAUAGCAACAUUUGAACAAAAUCCUUAUAUUACGAAUGUUACGGAAGCGUGGUUUGAUGUUUAUAAAAUGGCAACUGAAUUGUCAUUGUCAAAACAUUAUUUUGAUCGUUUUAAUUUGUCAGUAAAAGAAGAAUAUAUUGAUGCUUUACGUCAAAUUGUCUUAAAAUUUCCAUUUACUAAAAACUAUGAAAAUGAUAUUGCUUUUAAUGAGAAUUAUACAGAGAUUGUAGCGAGUAGAUUUUUCUUGUUAGCUGAUGAAAUCCAAAGUGGACCGGAUGAAAGAAACUUCUUAAUAAAUAUGAAAAAAAUUGCCAAGAACAGUAAAAUACCCAUAAUAGUUUAUUGUAUUCCUUUCCCUUUCUUCGAACAAAUGAUUGAAACCAAAUUUAUAACAAUUCAGACAAUCUGUAUUGCUGCAUGUGCAAUGAUGGUCGUAUUUUUUAUAAUUAUAUCGAAUCCGUUAUGCUGUUUCUGUGUAACCAUUGUGAUUAUUACAGUCCAAGUUGAAACAAUCGGUUUGAUGGCUUUUUGGGAUAUAAGUUUGGAUUUGUUUUCAUUAAUAGUUUUGAUUAUGUGUGUUGGAUUUUCUGUUAAUUACCCGUCUCAUAUUACCUAUGCUUACAUUACAACUGAUUCUAAUGAUAAAAAACAACGACUGAAAAAUUCUUUAUAUGCAGUGGGAAUGCCAAUUGUGCAAGGAUCGGUCUCUACCAUUUUAGGUAUUGUAAUAUUGGCAUUUGAUUCGUCAUAUAUGAUGUUGGUUUUUGUAAAAAUUACUUUAUUGAUCAUACUAAUUACGGCAUUUCAUUCUUUUCUAUUCCUCCCCGUAAUGCUUAACACUUUCGAUGGUUUAUUUUCAAAAAUGUUUAAUAAGAAAAAAAUAUCUAUAACAAAAAAAAGUGAAAUAGAUUCUCGUAAUCAUCAAAACAUUUCCAACGAUAUGCACAAUAAAUCUUUCUCUUUGAAUAUUGUAAAAUAAAUCUCAUUAGUAUUAAGGCUGUUACCAUCAUCUAAAUUAGCUGGAUGUAAGCUGAAAGAGAUGAAUUCCUAUCAUCACAAAUCUCAAAGAAUUGAAUUCAAGAGAAAUGAAACUUGUUACAUUGAUACGAAGUUAUUUUAUCGUCUUAUUUUUGUCUAUUUUAUGACAUAUGUGAUAAAUAUUUUUAAAAUCUGUCUACACCUUUUGAAUUUGCAUUGUAUAAAACUUUUUAAUACAAAGUACUUUCAUUUUAAGUAAAUUUUAUAUACACAUAUACUGGUUUUUCACUUUAUAGUAAUAAAAACUGUUGACAUGAUAUCAAAAUAA